AUGAAAACGUGCAGAGCUUCCCCCCUGGACUACUUGAAGGAGAGAGCAAGUCACUAUGGGUAUACUCACAUUGCCCGAAUUGAGACCAGUGGAUCUGAUGUCGACCUGAAUGCUGUAUCACGGAAGCCUGUUUGCCCAUUGAGGUAUGACAUCUUGGUACUUCCCGGAUAUUUCACGCAGGUCGAUGACCCUGCAGCGGUUUACAGAGCUUUGUCGCAGCACUUGCGAAGCAAAUUGCCUGGUGUGGGAAUGAACGAUGUAGUUUGGGUGGAAGAUCCACACACUCUGCGGCAAGAGCUCAGAUCUGCUGCCAAUUCCAAUUGCGGCCUGUUUUGCAGUGAGCUGGAGAAACUCCCUUUGGAUGAUUGGCGUCCAGCCUUGAGCAAGGACGAACAGGACAACUACAAGUGCUACCUUGCCAAGCUGGACAUGGAAGGCCCUGCCUGCGACCGCCCUCUCCGGGCAGUGUGCGUCCAACAAAACCCAGACGAGCGGUUUAUGGCCGGGAACGAACACUGCCUCCCGACAUUCACGAAAUCUUCCACAACGCGGGUCAUGCUAACAUCAAAAUACCGAUGGCUCUGUGGCGUUGAGAAGAUGGCUCUUCAUGGGUUUCCAGUUGAUCCCGCCCUAGCUGAAGCCAGUGGCCUGCCGCUUUUGAGCGUUCAGGGACACGCCGGCCUACACCAAUGCUGUGGGAAUGGGAUGAUUGUUGCCAACGUUGGAUUGGUAAUAGUGUCAGCGCUGGCAUCACUUUCUCCCGAAAAGAAAUUUCAAGAUGCUUUGGCAGAGUCUCACAAAGAGUGCGAAACGCUUGGUUUGCCAGAGACUUUGAAGUUCCAUGCUGGUUGGCAGAGAUGGCGUCUGGAUAUCGGAGGCCAAUCUCAUACGUUCGUAUCCAAGGAGGACGCUUUGGAGGCGCACAGGGUGGUCACCAACGCUCGUCAAGGUUUCAACACCAAGACCGUGAAGGAUUUGAACGUGAUUUUGACCAAUGCUGGUGUCAAAGCGGAGAGGACUAAGCCAAAGGCGAUCGAAGCAGUUGUCCGGCACUCCUUCCGAACCUCUGGCAUUCCAUGCCAUUGUUGUUCAGCCAAG
Molecule: messenger RNA, 1098 nt
Organism: Durusdinium trenchii
Lineage: Eukaryota; Dinophyceae; Suessiales; Symbiodiniaceae
Source: the annotation of a GenBank genome assembly